AAUAUUCAGUUCUCGUUUGGAUUUAAACGGUUUCGCACGAUAAGUUCCCCACGUUGUGAUUGUCUUUUCCCCAAGUGCAAGUUGUGAUUAAAUCCACGCGGGAAAUCCGCAUUCUUCUGUCCCCCCUACAUUACUCUCCUAAGGAAUCCCGGAGCCCUUCAUUAGUGAUAGAAAGAUCUAAAUUUAAAAAAUUAAGGAACAAUGGGUGACGAUCAAACUCCAUCGCAAAACCCAGCACUGAGACUCUAUGCGGCAAUCACUUUAAUUGCCGACAUCAUCGGCUUGCUGCUGAAAUUUACACUGGAAAUUAUUUACUCUUUUAUGAAGUUAUUUGUCAGGGCGGAGCUCAAGGAUUUAAGCGGGGAGGUUGUUGUGAUAACAGGAACUGGACAUGGAAUUGGACGAGAACUCGCUCUUCAGUAUACAAAUUUGGGAUGUGAAGUCGUAUGUUUGGACAUUAAUGAGGCUAGCAAUGCCGAAACUGUGGAGAUGGCCAAUGGACUAAAGCGCGGACGCGCUUAUGGCUUCCAGUGUGACGUGACGAACAGAGAUCAGGUGCUGGAGCUGGCCACGAAGAUCAAAUUGCAAAUUGGACAUGUGUCGGUGGUUGUGAAUAAUGCGGGGAUCAUGCCAUCGCGCCCGCUGUGGGAGCAAACGCACGAGGAGAUUCGGAAGGUUUUUGAUAUCAACGUGAUGGCGCACUUUUGGAUCUUCGAGGCCUUCCUCCCGCAUAUGUUUGAGAAGAAUCGCGGGCAUUUGGUGUCAAUUUCGUCAGUGGCUGGGCUCAUAGGUGCCACCAAUUUGGUCCCAUAUUGCGCCUCCAAGUUUGCAGUUCGCGGAAUGAUGGAGGCUCUCUUUGAAGAAUUCCGCGAGCAUAAAAUUCCCAUCAAAUCGACCAUCAUUUAUCCCUACAUGGUGGACACGGGCCUGUGCAAGAGCCCCAAGAUGCGCUUCACCAAGGCAAUGGCCCUCCUAACACCAAAAGCCGCCGCCGCAUCAAUAAUUGAGGCCCAUCGCAAAGAACUCCUCGAAGCAACAAUACCCCGCUACAUUGGCUACCUCAAUAAGUUUGUCCGCAACUAUCCAGUUCGCUGUCAGAUUAUGCUCAAGGAUUUCUUCGAGAGUGGUGUGGGUACAGAUCAGUGAUUUUUCGAGGGUUUAUACUACUUUUUUUUUGCUUGCUUGGUAAAACAUUUAUGCCAUCAACUUUGUCUCACAUUCCAUCCAUAAUAAAAAGGCUCCAUUUCGGGAUA
Molecule: messenger RNA, 1253 nt
Organism: Lutzomyia longipalpis
Lineage: Eukaryota; Metazoa; Arthropoda; Insecta; Diptera; Psychodidae
Product: epidermal retinol dehydrogenase 2
Exons: 5
Coding region: 202-1146 (314 amino acids)
Cellular component (GO): lipid droplet
Molecular function (GO): oxidoreductase activity, acting on the CH-OH group of donors, NAD or NADP as acceptor
Source: RefSeq, a predicted model, not a curated record